This is a messenger RNA of Penicillium oxalicum, 1032 nucleotides long. RefSeq names its product S-adenosylmethionine-dependent methyltransferase. The record is from RefSeq and is a predicted model, not a curated record. The transcript has 3 exons. NCBI's taxonomy places the organism in Eukaryota, Fungi, Ascomycota, Eurotiomycetes, Eurotiales, Aspergillaceae. Bases 1 to 1032 code for a protein of 343 amino acids.
AUGAUUGAUCCCGCAAGUGAUGAGCCAAUCCACGUCUUGGAUCUGCCUCAGAUUUACCAAAAACCUUCAGGGACCGAUCUUCUCAAGGCUCUUGCCUUGCUGACUCUGCAACCGCGGACUUUUGGCACCAGUGCCGAGGCUGUCAAGGGGCCUUCGGUGCAGCCUGCGGGGGUGACCCGCUAUCUCACCCAGAUUGUCUCCAGCUCGCUCUCAUGGCUGGAGACGGACGAGUUGCGUGAAGCCGUGUGGGAUGCAGCAGGGGCUCGUCUCAGUGAGCGAUCUGGUCGUGCCGCUAUGCCAGCCAUGUCGCGCAUUUUCAACAUUCCAACUGCGACCGGUGAUGGAUUGAAACUCACCCUCCACGAACCAUCCCUCACCGAAGAUAAUCUUGGCAUGAAAACCUGGGUUUCUUCCUACUUGCUCUCUCGUCGUCUCCAUCGUCUCUAUACGCCACCGUCACAGUUGGUGUGUGAUAGGUCAGCUGAGCCCUCGAGCAACCCCCGGAUCAAGGCUCUUGAAUUGGGCUCCGGCACAGGACUUGUCGGGCUGUCUUUUGCUGCACUGAUGGGUGAAACCGCGGCGGUGCAUCUGACUGACCUUCCCGAAAUUGUGCCGAAUCUCUCUCACAACGUCGCGUUGAACGUCGAGCUCCUCGACACAACGAAGGCGGACGUGACGACUGGGAUGCUGGACUGGUCUGUGACAUCCGAGCCCCUGCCCGCCGCUGCAGAGCGAUUUGAUGUGGUUCUCGCAGCCGAUCCGUUGUAUUCACCGAAUCAUCCGAAGUGGCUGGUGGAUACGAUUGGAUCCUGGCUGAGCAAGCGCCUAGAGGCCCGCGUUGUGGCUGAAAUGCCGUUGCGCGAUGCUUAUCUACCCCAGGUGCGAGAAUUCCGCCAGAGAAUGACUGAUAUCGGUCUCACAAUCGUGGAGGAAGGCGAGGAGAUUGGCUAUGACGAUUGGGAGAAUUCAGAAGGAGACGCACUUGCGGUCAAGUGCUGGUGGUCCGUUUGGGGAUGGAGCGAGCGUAUUUAG